UAAUACUGUGUGACAGUGACAGCUAACAACUUUUUACAAAAAAAGAAAGUUUUUUAACCUCAAAAUUUUCAUUUUCAGAGAGUUCUUUUUGGAUUUUUUUGGAAAAUAAAAUUUUCAAACAUUAUUUUGAACAAAUUCAAUUGAUACGGUAAUGUGGUCUCAGUAGGAAUAUCUAAAUAUAUUACUAAAAAAUAAAUAAUAAUAAUGGAACCAAUCUGGUUUAAGCCCGAUUUAGCUGAGCAAAUAAUAAAAACAGAUGAUUUGUUUGAUCAAACACAAAGUAUCGUGACGGAUAUUGUUUCAGGCAGACUUGAUUUAACAUGUUUGACAGAAAACAUGGCUGGCACAUUAACUAACAAAGACGCUGAGUGUAGAGAGCGAGGAAUGAAAUUCUUUACCAAAAUUCUUAAAGAAAUCCCCAAGGACUAUUUGUCGGAGAUGCAAAUAAAAUUCAUAUCAAAGUUUUACGUCGAUAGAUUGAAAGAUAAUCAUAGAGUGAUUCCUUCAGUGCUUGAAGGUUAUCUGGCAAUUGUAGAUAUGAGGAACUAUAAUGUGCAGUACAGUGGGGAGUACUUCACCAUAUUGUUCAGGGAGGUGGCGUGUCAAUCGCAAGUACGUCAGGAUAGAUAUAAUAUUUAUUUGACCAUACAAAAAAUAUUGGAUAUGGAUGUACAAUAUACACAGUCACUUGGUCCAGAUUUUGUAUAUGGGUUUAUAUCAUCAAUGGACGGCGAAAGAGAUCCUCGGAAUUUGUUAUACCUCUUUAACUUCCUGCCCAAGUUUCUAAACAAGGUUCCUUUGGGGCAUUUAGUUGAGGAAAUGUUUGAAGUAAUCUCGUGUUAUUAUCCCAUCGACUUCCAUCCUUCACCGAAUGACCCUGCUGCAGUGUCUCGGAAUGAGUUGGCUGCAGCUCUAUGCCCUUGUCUAUGUGCUGUACCGGAGUUUGCAGAGCAUUGCCUGUUAUUGUUGAUAGAGAAGCUGGAUUCUAGUCUUCGAGUGGCUAAAAUAGACUCUUUGAUGUUAUUGGCUGAAAGCUGUAAAACGUUCAAGCCACAGAGCUACGGUCCUUUCCUGAAGGCGUUAUGGUCGUCCAUACAAAGGGAGAUAUCGCACAAAACCGACGAGGAAAUAAAACUAGCGGCUCACGAGGCUUUAUCGGCGCUCGUCGCGAAACUAUCGACUGCGGCCGACACCGACCAAUCGUUCGAAAAUUUAAUCAAAGGAAUUCUCAUUUCUAUGCAAACUGCUGUUGCCGAAGCGUCAACGGUAGUCCAAUUCGUUCAAGUAACAAAGACUUUGUUGACAGCAGCUAACGCUUCCAAACAAUCGUGUGAAAUAAUAACCAAAUCUAUGAUCCCCGCUGUCAUAGCGUAUUAUGAAUUCAAAACAUCCCCUAAACUGCAGAUAGCCAGUUUGGACUUUUUAGGAGAUUUGUACGAUAUGGCAGAUCAUUGGGCUGUAGUGGAACUAAUAGAGAAGCAAGUGGACGAAAUCCCCCAACUGUGCCUCAACGCUGUCAGCGUACCUUCCAAAGAAUACCAGCUCGCUGGAUUCAAAACUCUUAUAAGAGUAAUGCGUGCUUUAAAAACUGAUCUCGUACUACCAUUUGUGGAAAUUUUGAUGUACAACGUCCAACAUUCCCUAGACGAUGAAUUACUUGGCGUUAGCGUACAAACAAUUCACGCGAUUUCUAGGAAAUAUCCUGAAUUGAUGAUGAGUUUAGUCGUUCAAGGGAAGUGUGAUAUAAAUAACUUGACGGCUGACAAAACGGCUCUACAGAAACGCCUAAAUUUGCUAUCGAACCUCGCGAGCAUAGACGAUUUUACCAAAAUUAUUAUUGAAGAGAUGCUUAAAGCUAUCACUACGAACGACGAGGAUGCUUCCAAGGUCGUCCAAGCAUUGAACACUUCAAUAUCAAACACAAGUCUUUAUUCAGAGGAUAAAGUAGCACAAAUAGAAAGUGACCACGGCCUAAUAGAAUCAAUCCUAGCUUGGUUGUUAAAAGAAAUCAAAACAUCUACGCAAGAUUCUUUAGACAACGGAUGCACUUUGAUCUCUAAUACUAUUUCUAGUUUGCCUGUAGAAAAACAGCUAAAAGUUCUAUCUAGGCACACAAAUGAAAUUUUGGGACAGUGGAAAAUUGAUGAUACCUAUUUCCAAGUUUUAGAAUGCCUUUAUAGAUCUGUAAACCAGGGUGUAUAUAAUGCCCAUUUUGAAGAAUUAUUGAGUUUAGCUUUAAAUCUGUCUCUCAAUAGCGAAUCAGCAGUUGUCAGACUAAAAGCUUGUUAUAUGGUAGCACAUUUUCUGAAUAAGGUGGACAGUGGACAGAAAUUUGAAUUAUUGUAUGAAAUUUUGAAGAAUUACCUCAGCAGCUGUGGCAGAGAGGAUGAGGACUUUUGUCCAAGGCUGAUAAACUUGUAUGGCUGGAUCACUAAAGCGUUAGUAUUACGAGGAAGUGAUCUCUUCCAGUUUUGGCUUAACAAGAUCGUAAUAGCUAUAUCAAAUCCAGAAUGCAGUAAGGCAGCCUCUGAAUCCAUCCGUACAAUAAUGACUGACACGUCGAACUGUUUGAGCUCUAGACAGCACUGUCGGUCCAGUUUACUGUACAAGCAGAGAAUGUUCCAAGCAUUCACCAAUAUGUCGGAGAAAAUUGGUCCUCCGGGACCAGAUAAAGAGGCAUAUUAUCUAAGUUGGGCAUAUGUUUUAGAGAAAACCCCAAAGACUGUACUUAAUAAUGAAAUUAGUAAGAUCGUGCCUUUAGCUAUAGACGCCUUGGAAUACGACAACAAAGAUCUGCUUACUGUGAUGAUAGAUCUUCUUAUACACUUCGUGCAAGGGAAAAACGCCAUUGUGACCGACAGCUUACAGACUAUAUUGCCACGGAUGAUCAAUUUGACCACAUACACUAAAUCUAUGGAUGUCCGAAUAAAGAGUCUGCAGUGCAUCUACGAGUUGGCCAACGGUUGUCCAACGCGCGCGCUGCUGCCGCACAAGCAGUGCACGCUGCUGGCGCUGGCGCCGGCGUUGGACGACCGCAAGCGGCUGGCGCGCCACGCCGCCGUGCGCGCGCGCACGCGUUGGUUCCUCGUGGGCGCGCCGGGGGAGGACAAACAGGAUUGAUUGGCUGCGAUGGAUUCUAAAUUAAAUCAAUUAUCGAAUAAAUUACUACAUUUAAGACAAGGUUUAUUAACAAAACAAGGUUUUAAGCGAAAAAUAACAUCGUACCUUCUGGUCACUUUGACAGCGGUGCCAAGCCAUUGUAUCAAUUUCUGGAACCAAUCUGGAUAAAAAAAAAUAAUUUUCAAAAUUGGUUAAGGAAUGACGAAAUGAUGAGGUAAACAUAAAAAAAAACGAAAAAAAAAAUUAGUAUGCUCGCAAUAAAUGGAUUUAGCUAGAUUUUAUUUUUAUAAAGCGUACUCCUAACAAGUUAGCCCGUUUCCAUCUUAGAUUGCAUCAUCACUUACCAUCAGGUGAGUAGUCAAGGGCUGACUUGUAGAGAAUAAAAAAAACUUACCAUAAAGAAAAAUUAAGAGUGUGCAGACCACACAACUGAAGUAAAACAUGUUUAAAAAAAAUCGCCAUUAUGAGCCUCAGGCAUCCAGCGGCUCCCUGCAAACCGUUUGAUGUCUUCGGUGAUGGCGACCUUGCACCAUCGAUGGUGCUAGGUCGACGGUCGCCAUUACAGUUCUUGGGACCCUAACGCGUAUCGUAUCUUCGAGCUAUAUGUACUGCCCAUUGCCACUUCAGCUUCUUAAGUUAUUGACUGAUUCUUCCGUUAUUCUUUACAUUUCUGAUUUGAUCACGGAGAUAUACUCCAACCAUAGCUCGAUCCAUUUGCCGCAGUGCGUUUAAGAGUUGACCAACGACUGUCCAACGACUGUCCAACGGCUGUCCAACGGUUGUCCAACGGCUGUCCAACAGAUGAUUAUUAUAGGCCAGCUUUUCGGCGCACCGGGGAGGACAAAUUAAAUCAAUCAUCAAAUAAUUGAUAGUUAUAAGUUAGCCAACGGUUGUGCCAGAUUGCGCUGCUAAUACCAACAUAAUAAAUAGAAUCAUAGACGUAAUAAAUAGUUCAGACACCGUCUCGUGAAUUGAAAAGUGAAGCACCCCAAUUCUGCUAGAUCGCAUAUACGUACCUACACGCUGACAUGCACACAGAUGCACAUAUGAAGACAGAUCGACCGAUAUUAAUUUCCUAUAUUUGGCAAUACACUUCACACACAUAUAAAUAAUUGGCACAAUUAAAGUGCUUCAGUUGUUAUCGUCUGCCUUUUUUACAAGUCUAUGUUAUAUAUUAUAUUAGUUUUUGUAGUCCGUUAAAAUACUUGUUUUAUUUAGGUAUGAAAUACUUAUUAAUAAUAAAUAUUGUUAAUACAAAAA
This is a messenger RNA of Bicyclus anynana (squinting bush brown), 4380 nucleotides long. It is a transcript of the gene Mms19, whose product is annotated as MMS19 nucleotide excision repair protein homolog. Gene Ontology annotation, cellular component: cytosolic [4Fe-4S] assembly targeting complex. The record is from RefSeq and is a predicted model, not a curated record. The transcript has 7 exons. Gene Ontology annotation, biological process: iron-sulfur cluster assembly. Lineage: Eukaryota; Metazoa; Arthropoda; Insecta; Lepidoptera; Nymphalidae. The coding region runs from base 205 to 3120 and encodes 971 amino acids.